GGACAACCAGCUGCGCCCCAGAGCUCUUCGCGCGCAGGUGGCAGCCUUGGUACUGGGAAGGCUGCAGCUCCCGAUUCCCGCCCAGGGGCCUGUAGGCCCUGGCCCGGGCGGCUAUGGCAGUGGCUACCGCGGUGGCACUACUGGCCGCUCUGGGUGGGGCGCUGUGGCUGGCGGCCCGACGGUUCGUGGGACCCAGGGCCCAGCGUCUGCACGGAAGCGGGGACGCCGGCCUCAUGCACGGGAAGACUGUGCUUAUCACUGGGGCGAACAGCGGCCUGGGCCGCGCCACCGCCGCGGAGCUGCUGCGCCUAGGGGCGCGGGUGAUCAUGGGCUGUCGGGACCGCGCGCGUGCCGAGGAGGCGGCUGGACAGCUCCGCCGCGAGCUCAGUCAGGCCGGAGAGUCCGGGCCAGGCCCGGGCCCCGGUCCCGGCCCCGGCGGGGCGGGCGAGCUCGUCGUCAAGGAGUUGGACCUCGCCUCGCUGCGCUCGGUGCGCGCCUUCUGCCAGGAGAUGCUCCAGGAAGAACCUAGGCUGGAUGUCUUGAUCAAUAAUGCAGGAAUCUUCCAAUGUCCUUAUAUGAAGACUGAAGAUGGGUUUGAGAUGCAGUUUGGAGUGAACCACCUGGGCCACUUCCUACUCACCAACCUUCUCCUUGGACUCCUUAAAAAUUCAGCUCCCAGCAGGAUUGUAGUAGUUUCUUCCAAACUUUAUAAAUAUGGAGAGAUCAACUUUGAAGACUUGAACAGUGAACAAAGCUAUAAUAAAAGCUCUUGUUAUAGUCGGAGCAAGCUGGCUAACAUUCUUUUUACCAGGGAACUAGCCCGCCGCUUAGAAGGCACAAACGUCACUGUCAAUGUAUUACAUCCUGGUAUUGUACGGACUAAUCUUGGUAGGCACAUACACGUUCCACUGUUGGCCAAACCACUCUUCGAUUUGGUGUCAUGGGCUUUUUUCAAAACUCCGUUAGAAGGUGCACAGACUUCCAUUUAUUUAGCCUCUUCACCUGAGGUAGAAGGUGUGUCUGGAAGAUACUUUGGGGAUUGCAAAGAAGAAGAACUAUUGCCCAAAGCUAUGGACGAUUCUGUUGCAAGAAAACUCUGGGACAUCAGUGAAGUGAUGGUUGGCAUAUUAAAAUAGGAACAAGGAGUAAAAGUGCUAUUUAUAAAACUGAAUAUCAAUGAUAUUUUGAUCAGGAAUAGUGUGACUUGAUCACUUGCUACUUGGAAAAAAAUGUUAUUACAAUAGUACUGCUGAGAGGUACAUGUGGACAUUUUGUAGUUACUAAAGUUACUUUCUGGAUAACAAAAUGUCAGCAAAGAUGUUUUAAAUAUAUACAAUAAGUAAAAUGAAUAAAAAAUAUAGUGAAAAGUGCAAUUAUAUUUUAAAAAUUGUAAUUGGGCAGGCAUGGAUGGCAAAUAUUAAGGCAUUUGUUGACUUAAAAUACUGUCUUUGAGGUUUCUCAAAUUUCAUUUGAGUUUUACGGCCAAAGUAUUAAAUAUUUUUACUAUAAUGCUGGUUUUGGCGUGGAAAUAAUAUGCCUGGCGUGUGUACACAAAAAUACUUGGAAUAAAUUUAUGGAUGCAAAUGUA
Carlito syrichta (Philippine tarsier) is the source of this 1588-nucleotide messenger RNA. RefSeq names its product retinol dehydrogenase 14 (all-trans/9-cis/11-cis) (gene RDH14). Bases 114 to 1136 code for a protein of 340 amino acids. NCBI's taxonomy places the organism in Eukaryota, Metazoa, Chordata, Mammalia, Primates, Tarsiidae. The transcript is spliced from 2 exons. The record is from RefSeq and is a predicted model, not a curated record.